CGCAUCCUGGCGUGCCUGAUCACGUUCAAACGCGCCUGUACGUCUGGGGCACGGAGGAGUCCGAAGGAGACCGAUUCCGCAUUGUGACGCACGCGGCUCUCGAGGAUAUUUACGGCUUUGUUCUCGACACACGGGGAACGCGUGGAACGCGGCGAGCUUGCACAACGGUGACCAUGGCCAAGCAUUUCGCGACGUUGCUGUGGGUGUCGGCGGCGUUGACCGCGACCCUGGCGUUGCCGACCAGCGACAAGGCCGGCGGGAGUGAGAACGACCUGAUGGCGAGCAUAUACGCCGACUGUCUGAAGAAGGAGUCCAUCAGCUGCAUCAAGUACAAAGUAUUCACCUACGUUGACAAGAUGCUGGCCGACAAAGAGGACAUCACGCUCUCCGAGGGCAUCACCGUCGUGAAGACGUCCAACGCCGAGGGCGAGGGUGCGCCAAGAUCCAUCGAAUCCAACGAUUUCGAUACACUCUUGUUCGACCGACUCGGAAGGUUCCUGAGGACGCACUCGGUUAAAGUCGAUCUCAAGGGCAGCGAUAUCUUGGGAGCGAUCGAAUCCGUCGGGCGCAGUUUCGAGGACUUCAGCGAUAACGCUGUUGAGAGUCGUGGAAAGAAAAAGAAGGCACAAAAGAUCUUGGGGCCCUUGAUGAUGGCCAUGGCCCUAAAGGCGGCCGCUUUGUUGCCGCUGGCGCUCGGCGCGAUCGCUCUAAUAGCCGGCAAGGCCUUGCUCGUUGGCAAGAUCGCCCUCGUAAUCUCGGCUAUCAUCGGACUGAAGAAGCUCCUUUCUCAUCAAAAGCACGUGACCUAUGAGGUGGUCUCGCAUCCGCAUCACAGCAGUAGCCACGUCGUCAGCCACGACGACGGUGGCCACGGCGGCGGCUUCGGCGGUGGCGACUUCGGCGGCGGCGGCGGCGGCGGCGGCUACGGCAGUAGCGGACACGGAUGGGCCAGAAGUUUACCGCAAGACGCCCAUGAGAUCGCCUAUCGCGCCCACCAACCCCAAACACAAGCUUAAUCGUACCAUAGAAAGUCUUCAUCUCGUCUCUCACUCGUUUUUCCGUUUCCCUCCGACUAUUCUCUUCCCUUUCGUUCUGCUCGCGCCUAUUUCACUUAUUGCAUUCUUCGUUAUCUCUUUCCUUUUUCCUUUCUUGCCUACGCUACUAUUAUGCGCCAUGUUUUAUCUUUUACUUUAAAGAAAAGUGCUAAUACCUGCAGCUUCUAUUAAUCCGCGCCAUAUUGACAUUUCAGUGACUUGAAAAUUUUUAAGCUCAAAAUCUUUUUCUCCAAUUUUUCUACUCUUUUUUUCUUACGCUCGUAUAAUCUCCCGCUUUUCAAUCUUUCCCUUCUUUAUCUUUAACUUUACUUACAUUACUCUUACACAGCGGUCGAUUUAUCCCACGGCCAGUCAUCAGUACCUCUGGGAAAUGCUCAUUGUUUUAUACAUGUAGAUUUAAGCAAACAUGUUAUUUAUAUUCGUUGUAUCUUACAUUAUUAAUAUUUAUUUGAUGUUUGACUGUGUGCUUCCAUUAUGACAUCUCCUGUUUUUUUUUUUUCUAAUAAAAAGACAACAUAU
Molecule: messenger RNA, 1574 nt
Organism: Linepithema humile (Argentine ant)
Lineage: Eukaryota; Metazoa; Arthropoda; Insecta; Hymenoptera; Formicidae
Gene: Osi7
Product: Osiris 7
Cellular component (GO): membrane
Source: RefSeq, a predicted model, not a curated record